UCGUUGCAACUUGAGAUCAAUCUUUUCUCCAAUCUCGUGCCUGUUACGAGUCCAGUCUGUGUUGACAGAAAAAUCCUGCCAAAAGUCGGCCGAAGGCAAGGUAGAGUGGCGUAUGCAUUAUAGGAGAAGGUCAACAUGCAGUUGAUAUCAUUGAAUAUUGCAGUCUUUGUGUCAUUGUUGCUCCAUGGCCUGCCGCUGUCAAGUGCAACCAAGCAAAGCUCAAAGCCACACAUCAUAUUUAUUGUCGCUGAUGAUUUGGGAUGGGAUGAUGUGAGUUUUCAUGGCUCAGAGCAGAUCCCAACACCAAACCUGGAUGGACUAGCCAACAGUGGGAUAAUUCUCAAUAAUUAUUAUGUUCAACACAUAUGUACACCGACAAGAAGUGCUAUAAUGACAGGCCGAUAUCCCAUCCAUACAGGUAUGCAACACAGUGUUAUUCAAGCUUCCCAACCCUAUGGACUUGGGUUGAAUGAGACUCUUUUGCCACAAUACUUAAAACAGCUUGGAUAUGCUACACAUGCAGUUGGGAAGUGGCAUCUUGGUUUCUUCAAAACAGAAUACACUCCUACAAAACGAGGAUUUGACUCUUUUUUUGGUUACUGGUGUGGAAAGGAGGAUUACUGGGACCAUUCAAACAAAGAAGUAUUCGGUUGGGGAUUGGACCUUCGUGAUAACCUGGAGCCUGCCUUUACUGACUGGGGCAAUUACAGUACCGAUCUCUUCACAGCGAAAGCCAUCGAUGUUAUUCAGAAGCAUGACCCUUCUCAGCCUUUGUUUUUGUAUCUUCCAUACCAAGCUGUUCACAGUGCGAAUUAUAUUCAGCCACUGCAAGCGCCACCAUCUGAAAUCAAGAAAUUUUCCAACAUCGAGGACGUAAACAGGAGAAUUUUUGCUGCAAUGGUGUCAACCCUCGAUCAGGGUGUUGGAAAGGUCAUUAAUGCACUCCAAAGCCAGGGAUUGUACAACAAUUCAGUGAUCGUAUUUACAACGGAUAAUGGCGGUCCGGCGGCAGGUUUUGACUUGAACUCCGCCUGUAACUUUCCUCUCAGAGGAGUUAAGGCAACAUUAUGGGAAGGAGGUGUUCGUGGCGCCGGUUUCGUACACAGUCCUCUACUGUCCACAAAAGGCCGAGUGAGCAUGGAAAUGAUGCACGUCACUGACUGGCUCCCCACACUGUAUAGUUUAGCAGGAGGUGACAUUCAUGAUUUGGGUGUUGUGGAUGGCUUCGAUAUGUGGGAAACACUUUCCAAUGCAACUGAAUCACCUCGCAAGGAAAUUCUUCACAAUAUAGAUCCUAUGAGUGGAUAUUCAGCCUUGAGGUUUGGUGACUGGAAACUUAUUGUGAAUGCAAGUACGAGAAGUAAAUCGUGGAGUGGAUGGUAUGCUCCCCCCGGACUAGACAACUACAAUCAUGCAAUCCGAGGUGCGACAUUGAAGAAAGCUGUCGUCACUUGCGGUAAGCCACCCAGUUCUCCGUCGGAGUGCACAAGGGAGUCGGGCCCUUGUUUGUUUAACGUUGCAGAUGAUCCUUGUGAAUAUGUCGAUCUUGCUAAAAAUGAGUCGGAACUGGUAGAAAGUAUGUUGAAGCGGCUCGAAGGAUUUAAAGAGACUAUGGUCCCACCAAGAAAUCAACCGCUUGACCCUAAAGCAAAUCCUAACAACUUCGGUGGAGUUUGGAGUCCUUGGAUGGAUUGAGGGUUGAUUGAUGUAGAAGAGGAGGAACGUAGGUUUGGGGGAAGUUGGUGUAAAUUCUCUCCACUCCCUUUGUUUCCUUACUGAGAGUGUUUAGGCCACACUGAACUAAAAUUUAUUUUUGUAAUAUUUUCAUCAGUAACCAGCCAAUCAUGUUAUUGCAGGAGUGAUCUGUAUGUGGAUUCCCUUUGAAAUUUUAAUAUACUGUAACUUCAAAUGAGUCUUAAUUAAGGAGCAUGAAACUUACCAACUGCAGGGAACAUUGCCUUUUCUCAGAAAUACACGUGUCUGGCCAUUACGUGUAAAAAUCACCUCCAUUGUUUAAGGUUCUAAGGGUUGAUUUUAUGCAACAAUGAGAACGUCAAACAGAAGGGAUGACGUAAAAUUUUAUUUUUUAAAAAGUAAAAAAGUAUGGAUGAUUAAAACUAGAAUCAUGGGCUGAAAGGUACCGCUCGGAUUUAAAAAUCUUCUAAACACUUGAGUACUCUGUACAAUACAAUGAAACCUGUAUUAAGCGGACCGCUGUUGUAACUUGUUGUGUCUUUGUUAAUUCUGGAUAAACUAGAAGGGUUUUUUUGCCUUCUUUUAAACGAUAUUUUCGUUAGAAUCUUA
This is a messenger RNA of Pocillopora damicornis (cauliflower coral), 2304 nucleotides long. Its product is annotated as arylsulfatase B. Gene Ontology annotation, molecular function: sulfuric ester hydrolase activity. The record is from RefSeq and is a predicted model, not a curated record. Lineage: Eukaryota; Metazoa; Cnidaria; Anthozoa; Scleractinia; Pocilloporidae.